AUGAAUAAUAUAGAAGGAAAAAUAAAGAGAUGGAUUGAACUAAUUAAAAAAGAAAAAUUAAGUGAUGCAAUAGAAGACAUUCAGGCAAAUAUUUCUACUAAAAAUAAAAAAUUAAAUGGACAAAUUUUUAAAUUGUUGUUAUAUUUAUCACAUACUGCAGACAAGUGUAAUAAACAAAAUCAUGCUACAGGAAAGGAAAUAUAUAAAUUAACUUGUUUACUGUGCUCAAUUUUGACUAAAAUACCAGAUAAUAUAAAGUUUGUUUCUAGUUUAUUUCAUAUAAUUCGUUGUUUAUUAGCAAUGUGCAUGUUCAAUGAGGCAUAUAAAAUAUGCUUGAAUUUAAAAACAGAAGCACUAUAUUGUUCUCAUGAAAAUGUGAGUGAUAUAUUAGUGAAGAUUGCUUUUUUAUGGUGUAAUACAAUUAAUAAUAAAUUUCUUAUUCUACAAAAAGAUCCAUCAGGUUCCAAACAUUAUUAUGAAUUGAAAAAUAUUAUAAAGUAUGAAUUAGAAAUGAUACAGAUAGCAUAUAAAAAUUCUACAAAGCACUUGCUUAUGAAAAUAAGUUUAUAUUUGGAUAAAAUAGCAUUGAUGUGCAAAGAACCAAAUAUAUGCUUUGUUAAUUUUUCUACAUUUAUAAUUGAAUACUUAAAUGAAACAAAGAUACUCUUAAAUAAAGAUGAAAAAUAUAUCAUAUGCCGUCAUAUGCUUCAUAUAACAAGUAGGAUCAUGUGUGAAAAUAUCAAUGAAAAGUGCCUAAAAUCAGCUAUACAGAUUUUUAAUACUAUAAGUGAUUAUUUUAAAAAGAUUUUACUAGAAGAUGAAGAAUGUUAUCAAUGUUUUUUGCUAUGUGAAUCCCUGUGCCUCACAGUUGCAAAACCAGUUGAAUGUUUAGUAGAAAGUAAUGUUAAAAGCAUUCAAGAUUUGAAUGAUAGCUAUGUGAAACUUACAAAACAGUAUGGAUACACAGGAGCAAUUAAAUGGACCACAUUUAGUAUUCUACAAAUUUUAGAACCUUUGUUUAUAUAUUGGGAAACAUGUAUAAAAGCAACAAAGAAAAUAUACUUAAAAGAUGAUUUGUUACUGGAAACAAUGAAUUUAGUUAGAUGUAUAAGUACAUGUUUCAGUAAACAAACAUUAGAGAAAUGCAAGUCUUGUCAAAGUGAAAAUUGUAAUAUGAGAAAAGAUACAUAUAAUGCAGUAGUAAUAAAAACCAGAUGCAUUAAUUUAAUUAGCAAGUUAUCUGCAAAUGAUUUGUCUAAAAGUAUAAUCAUACUUGUCAGAAAAUUUUUAGAGCAAAACAUAGUAUUUAUUUAUGAGAUGAAAGAAUGUAAUUGCAAAUGUUGGACACAUUUAUGGCGCACUAAUGGUGCUUUGAUUUACAAUUUAGGCAUAAUGUCUGACUGCUUUUAUGAAGAAAGUGUAUCUUUAUUUUCUUUACUAUUUACUUCUAUUAUACAAUUUGAGGGAAUUCAAUCAAGAUGUCAAUAUAUCAGUCUUCAAAACCCUGUAUCCUUAACAUUACACAGAAUAAGUUCCCUUCAUUACAAUCAUGGUAUGUACAGAGAAGCAAUGACUGCAACUGCAUUAAAUGCUCUAUUAAGUUAUAAUGAUUCAGAGUCAAAGGCAUUUCGCAUGUGGGCAAAUAUAAAAUACAAAUCAGCCACCAAGGAAAUAAUGGAAAUGACCAUACUAACUUGCUUAAAGAGGGAUAGAUUAAAAAUGGAGGAGCUUGGUUUAUCCAUUGAAUUAUCAAAGUAUGAUCUCGUUCAAAUAUGUUUAAGAGAAGCAAAAAGUUUGCAAGAAGCGAAAGUGAAUCUUUCAGCCGCUAUUCAUGAAGUUCUUAACGAUUUGAAAACAUUAAAAGCAUCCCCGGUAGAAUACGCUCGCGUUGUUCAAAUGUUAGCACACCAUUUAUCAAAUUUUGAUUAUAAUGAGGAUAUUUCAGAAUAUCUCAAGCGAGCUAUGUUAAAUUUGAAGCAACUUACACCAAAUGCCUCCACUUUAUGUUUACAAGCCAAUUUGGAAUUUUAUAUGUACAUUACUCAAUUACACACUAUGAAUCAAAAAACUCAAAUCGAAAUGGAAAAUACCAAGUUUGCAUUGUACGCUCCGAAAAUAAAUGAAAUCGGGGAAAAUGAGUCCUGUGACGUAGUUCCAGCUUACAGCAUGAUCAAUGUCAAAGUGGAUUCUAGGCUUAUGAUGUAUUUGGAGAUACCAUUAAAAAAGUGGAACAAAUGUUUGAAGCAAAAUCUUAGCGAAGUUGCAAAAGGAUAUGAACCAAUGAUAACUCUACACACAUUAAUAAUAGCUGGUGAAUAUGCUCAUUUGUAUAGAUAUGAAGAAUAUGAAAUUACUAUUUGGAAACUUGCACAUACAUUAGCAUCUGAAAUGCAAAACAAUUUUGCGAUCAUUUAUGUUAUUGGCCGUAGUAUAUCAUUGAGAUAUGUCAAUGAUGAAUGGAUUUCUACUGCUAAAGAGCUUGCCAUCAAACACAAAGAUACCAAUGAUGAUGAGACAAUUUAUGCAAUUGCUAUUUUUUGGAUAAGCUUGUCAGACUUCUAUUUUGAGUGCAAUAUGUAUGAUGAAGCUAGAAAGUUACUCGAUGAAUCCCGGCAACUACCACGAAUUUCUUUCUUCAGCAAUAUAGCUGUAUAUUUGUACAGCCUUGAUAGAAUUUUGUAUAAUUGUUAUUUGUACAAAGAAACUAUAAAGCAUGAAGAGUACACUCGGUACAUUGUUGAAACUUUGUAUACUAUCGUUAAUUUGAACGAGGAACUUGCUUCGAGAAAAUGGAAAUAUCAAGAUAAACAUCUUUUUGGUUUCGAUAUACUAUUAUCUGCAACCGUUAAUUUAUCUUUUCGAAUGAAUAGUUUAUUAUCUUUUCGAGAAAUUGGUGCCCAUUUAGUGCGACGAUUAAAAACCGCACAAACUUUAGGAGCAACUAUAAGAGUCGCAGAAAUAUUGAAAUCACUUUGUUACAUCGAUUUAUCACGCGCACAACUGAGUGACUGUGAAGUGAAACUUCAAGGGCUGGAGCAUAUUUUAAACAUUGAAACGCUUACAAAAUCGAUGAAUAAUAAUUGUACAAAAAUCAAUUCAGAAAAUAUUUUUGUAUCACCGAUUCGAAAUAUAGAUCCUAUCAGAGAUGUUCCCCAAAAUGAUAGCUCACCCGUUCUCAGAAACAAAGUGUUCGAUUUGCCUAAAUUCAUGUGCCAUAAAAAUUGCGAUUGUUACAUCUGUCAGAAUGUAGCCUAUCAUUAUUUGGUAUUCGCGAGUACACACAUCAGAGCACAAUUAUAUGCGCUACAGAAAAAUAUUUCAGCAUCAUUGCAACAUUUUUACGGUGCAUUUAAAAUAAAAGAAAAUCUGAUGAAGAAAGAAAAAUACAUAGCAAAGUGUAACAACGAAUAUUUUUCUUGGCAAGAACGAUUUUAUACCAUAGAUUAUAUACUAUUGCUGAUAAAUUUUUCAUACUUCUUGAGGAGUUAUUUAGACACUUCGCAAGAAAAAAUAAUGAGUAUCAUUUUAUUAGCAGCACAGAUAUGUGACAUGAACAAAUUGAAGGGACACCCAAUUUAUAUAGCCGUUAAAGAAUUAAUAAUUGACUGCCGUUUUCGAAAAAUAUUUGAUAUCUCUGAUCAUUCAAAAUUUACAGUUCCGAACUCUUCGGAUAUUAAUAUAAGUAAAUACGUACAAGAAUAUAAAGUUGAGGGAAGCAUUUGUGUGACACCAACUACCAAUAAUACUCGAGUGAAGAAACCUAUUACCCUCCGACGUAAUCGAACACCUCCACUUUUAAAAUUGACUAAAGUUAGCAUGGCUUUCAGUGAUGAUGAAGAUAACACCCCUUCGCCACCAUCGAGAUAUAAGAAAACAAGGUCGUCUAGUAGAUUAACAAGAAGAAGACUCUUAAAUGAUGAAUAUUCUGACACUAUUAGUCAGACAAAACAGGAAACAAAACAAUUGAAAAAUAAUUUGUCCUUAGAGGGGGACAAAAACAUUUCCAUAAAAGAUAUAAUCGAAAAGGUUGAAUCUUUAGCACCAGGUAUCUCAGAGCAUUUAUAUAAAGUAGUAGAUAAGAAAGACGAAGCAGCGACGACCAAAAAUGUACAGAAAUUAAUCCAUACGAUAGAAAACCUUAAACAAAGUGCAACUUCGCAAAAGAGUGCCAGAAAAACACGAAAUUCAAAGCCAUUAAUUUCAAACGAUUAUAACAAUAUUAAUCAAGUAAUUGCAUUAUUUCAAGACUUCGGUAUCGACGAGAAGAAAAAUAAUCUUGAUCCGUUGAAUAAAAAUGAUGCAAUAUCUGGACAUAGCAAAGAUUGCAUGUCUUCCGUUAAAACAGAUUCUUUAUCGUGCCAAAAACAAGAUAGAAUUAGCGAGGAGAGUAAUAUAGAAAAUUUAGAACAAAAUAAUUACAGAGAAAAUACAAGACUAAGGAUUACAAAAAAUUCUACGAAUAGUGUUAAAAAUAAACAAAUGCAUAAUAUUAAAACUAGAAAGUCUAAAGAAAAAUUAUAG
Molecule: messenger RNA, 4521 nt
Organism: Habropoda laboriosa
Lineage: Eukaryota; Metazoa; Arthropoda; Insecta; Hymenoptera; Apidae
Source: RefSeq, a predicted model, not a curated record